This is a messenger RNA of Paramuricea clavata, 673 nucleotides long. The record is from the annotation of a GenBank genome assembly. Lineage: Eukaryota; Metazoa; Cnidaria; Anthozoa; Malacalcyonacea; Plexauridae.
CCGCCUUGAUCAUAGGAGAGGAUCAGAAGUUUGCCACUCUCUCCAGAUUUCUCGAUGCCGGUCAAUCACUGCUCAUUUCUCCCAUCCUGCAAAAUGAUGGCGAAAAUCCUUUUACUCGGGCAAAAGACUUAUUAAUCGAACGUUUUGCUCUUACAGCAGUACAAAGGAUACACCGUGCCCUUUUUGAAGAGAAGAGGAGCUCUGAAGAGAAGACGGCUCAUCUCCUGAGCCGAGUCGAUCCGUUGCUAGAAAAAAUUUCUAUUGACGACAUCCGGAAGUACAUUAUUUUCGCCUCGCUACCGGAAUCUCUGAAAGAACAUGUUGCGACGGACUUCGACAGUGCGUCUGUUGAAGCCUUCCGCUCGAAGUGCGAUGCUCUCCUUGACGUCAAGACGGAUAAAGGAGCCUCUUCAGUCGCAGCAGUAUGGUCAACGGGAAAACUGGAUGGGAACAAGAACAAGAGUGGUAAAAAGAACAGAGAGGCCAAUAACGCCAACCCGAAAAAUGGCCCAAGACCAUGUACAUCUCACCUUGCGUAUGGUAAAAAAGCGAAGACGUGUCGUGGACCGUCGUGUCCCGCCUGGUUGGAAGGAUUGAGACAAGUCCGGUUCAUAGACAAGGAGGCGGGAAACGAAGGAGCGACGUCGACCGAGGGGCCAUCGACGUCAGGAAA